CGGAAGACUCGGAGUGUCUGAGUGGGUGACCACAGCCGAAUUUCCUGGCUUAGACCUCCGCUCCUGACACACGGCUCGAGACAGUUCUUCUGCACAUCCAGUUGUCAGGCACAUCCUGGGCAGUGAGGACACAGAGCGGAGAAAUUCUCCUCGAAACUGCUGGAUAGAGAGAGGGAGACGGGCUACAGCGCCAACUGCUCCUGCUAUAGCAAAACAGAACAGUUGUUAAAAGUUGGAUGUGAACUAAGGGAGAUAGUGACAGAAACAUAAGAUAUGGUUACGAUGUCACAUUAAAAAACACACUUUAAUCUUUCCGAGCGGGCUAUGUAUGACCAGGGCAUGAUGCAGCCCAAUGGUGUUAAUCCCGCAAGUUUAGCAGAAAACAAAAACUGCCCCUCGUCAGAGCUAAGUGACCAGACAGUUGUUGGAAGCGUUGUAAAGUUCGUUUAAGUGAAAGGUUUAACAUUGCGGCAAAAUGUUCGAAUCUCACAGCCCAUUGCAUAUUUAACGUGUGUUUAAGUCGAUAAAGUGUUAUGUAUCCUCAUCACAUUGGCAGCAUGUGAAAUCAUUAAGUGCAGAUUUGUGAAGAUAUGCAGUUAUAGAAACGGCCGCGGCUAGGGCUAAUCGAUACGUGUUCCUUGGGCAUGUUUUAAGUAUGAGUUGUGAGAAUAGCUUCAACGCCGCUUCUACGUUUUAUUACCGCUGUUCACAACUUUAUUUGAAGGUCCCACUGGAUAACGGGCAUCACGCCUAUGUGUGUGUGUGUGUGUGUGUGUGUGUGAUGCAGUGUGUGUGAUCAUCCGGGGAGACACUAGCAACGACAGGUCGGGCGCUGUCAUUGUAACAAACUUGACACAUGCUCUUGUUCUGCUGACUCUCUCUCCCUCUCUCUCUGUCUGUCUGUCUCUCCCCAGGUCUAUGCACUCUCCACGGUGACCUGUAUGCAGGAGCUCCCACGACAAGCUGCUGGUGGAGAAUGGAAACGAGAAGCGCGAGCCCUCGUCCCUACCCCCGGGACAGCCCGGAAAGAAAGAACAACAGCCCCGAAGGCCAGGGUCCACCUCCCGGUAAGAAGGCCAGGCUGGAACCGAACGGGAGCCCGACGGACGGAGGCAGGGGGAGAUCCAACGGCUCCCCGGUCAAGGCGCUGGGAGGAUCAACUCUGCCAGUGUUUUGUGUGGUGGAGCAGUCGGACAAUCCUAUGGAAUGCGAAGGCAAAGAAGAGCAUGCAGAGUUUGUGCUGAUCCGCAAAGACGUGCUGUUUAAUCAGCUCAUCGAGACAGCCCUUUUAUCCCUUGGAUAUUCCCACAGUUCUGCAGCACAGGCUCAAGGGAUGAUCAAGGUUGGGAAGUGGAGUCCGCUGCCCCUGAAUUAUCUCACGGAAGCACCAGAUGCCACAGUAGCUGACAUGUUACAAGAUGUCCAUCAUGUUGUGACACUGAAAAUUCAAUUACAAAGCUGUGCAAAGUUUGAGGACCUUCCGGCAGAGCAGUGGAAUCACGCCACUGUCAGGAACGCAUUGAAGGAGCUGCUUAAAGAGAUGAACCAGAGCACACUGGCCAAAGAAUGCCCUCUCUCCCAGAGCAUGAUUUCCUCCAUCGUGAACAGCACUUAUUAUGCUAAUGUAUCAUCUGCCAAAUGCCAGGAGUUCGGAAGGUGGUACAAAAAAUACAAAAAGAUUAAAGUCGAAAGAGAAAAUCUAGCCGAGUACUGUGUCCUAGGGCAACGGCCAUCACACCUGACGAGCAUCAAUCAACUGGCAAACUUAGCAAAGAGCAGUGAGCAACCUCCUCACAGCCAGCUCCAUCACAGCCCUCCCAUCAGAAGUCAAGUGCCAACACUACAGCCGAUCAUGAGCCCGAGCCUACUGUCGCCGCAGUUGAGCCCUCAGUUGGUGAGGCAGCAGCUUGCGAUGGCCCACCUGAUCAACCAGCAGAUUGCCGUCAGCAGAUUGCUGGCACACCAGCACCCCCAAUCGAUUAACCAACAGUUCCUCAAUCACCCACCUAUCCCCAGGCCUGUAAAACCUUCGGAGCCUUCCAGCUCGUCAGUUGAGGUCGCUCCAGAAAUCUACCAGCAAGUUCGGGAUGAGCUAAAGAGAGCCAGCGUAUCGCAAGCGGUGUUUGCACGAGUUGCCUUCAAUCGUACACAGGGCUUGCUAUCAGAGAUCCUCCGCAAAGAGGAAGAUCCUAGAACAGCAUCCCAGUCACUCCUUGUAAAUCUAAGAGCCAUGCAGAACUUCCUGAACCUUCCAGAGGCAGAACGUGACCGAAUCUACCAGGAGGAGAGAGAACGAAGUAUGAACCCUAACAUCUCCAUGGUCUCGCCUUCAGCAGGCAGCCCAGGGUCUUCUCGAGCCUCGCAGGCCAAGAAUUCUGCGUCAACAUCAGAUCUCCUGGUUAAGGUGGAGAGCACGAAUCUGAAUAUCACAUCAGCUAUUUACGAUGACAUCCAGCAAGAGAUGAAACGAGCCAAAGUGUCUCAGGCAUUGUUUGCAAAAGUGGCAGCAAAUAAAAGUCAGGGAUGGUUGUGUGAGCUGCUACGUUGGAAAGAAAACCCAACGCCAGAGAACAGGACCUUGUGGGAAAAUUUGUGCACUAUCCUGCGCUUUUUGAGCCUUCCUCAGGCUGAAAGGGAUAUUGUCUAUGAGGAAGAAUCUCGGCACCAUCACAAUGAACGUUUGCAACAUGUUGUUCAACUGUCGCCAGAACCUAUCCAGCAAGCCCACAUCCGAUCGACUGAACAUGGAGUUGCACUGGGAUCAGCAGUCCUUAGAGAGUCUGUGACCCGUUCACCCACACACCCGGCUGAAGGAGGAUGCUUGAAGGCCAUACACAGACAACAAUCCCAGCCUGCGAAGGACAGUUCACCCCCAAGAGAAGACAAAGUAACUCAGCCACAAGCGGCUGAGGAUAAUUGUGCCAAAAAGCCCAGAUCACGUACUAAGAUCUCCGUAGAGGCUCUGGGCAUCCUUCAAAGCUUUAUUCAUGAUGUGGGCCUUUAUCCUGACCAGGAGGCUAUUCAGACCCUUUCUGCCCAGCUGGACUUACCCAAGCAUACGAUUAUCAAAUUUUUUCAAAAUCAGCGUUAUCACGUGAAGCAUCACGGCAAAUUAAAAGAGCACUUAGGAACCACAGUUGAUGUUGCGGAAUACAAAGAUGAAGAGCUGCUUACAGAACCCGAGGAGAACGACAGUGAGGAGGGCUCUGAGAUGUACACCAUGGAGGCAGGAGAGGAAAACCUCAGCAAAACCAAAGCCAAACCACCAGAGAUAGAACAGAAAUAAUGUGAAACAUACUAACUAAUACAUACCUUACAGAAAAGAACAUUGUUAUUUCUAUGUACAGCUUUGUGUAAUGCAUUACAUACGUAUGGAAUACAGCAGUAUUGAAUUUGCAGGUCCACUCUAAUGUUGCCUUGACAUAGAAUACCAGAAUGGACUUCAUUCACAGACCUUUUGUGAGUCUUACAGACUGGAAAAGAUUAAACUCAUUUCCGAGUUUGCUUCACAGCUCAAUCCUGCACUAAAAGUUAAAAUAAAGAAGCAUUGAGGGCAAGUUUAAAAAGGACAUUCCCUCAGAACUUUCUUGGGACAAAGCUGUUUUUAUAAAGUUCUGUGACUGUACACUGAAAUGUAAAAUGAAGGUUCAUUAGGUUGUGUCCUCAAACCACUUUACGAUGACUUGUUUUGGUUUUUGAAAAGCUGCCCACGUGUGUUGGUGGGGUUGUGGGGUGGGGGGUUGGAGGUGUUGGGAGUGAAUUUCUGCUUCUAAAAUUCCUAUUUAUUUUCACAGUUUUAUUCUGAAUUUUGAGUAUGGCUACCUGCCAAGUGGCUUUAAAGGUACUUUGGGGUUUGUAUUUUUCACAAGAAAGAAACGCCACUGCCAAAAAAACAACCAAAUCAGAACGUCAGCAAAUGCAAAAUACAUCUAUGAGAACACACACAAUUUUCCAGACUUGCAUGUUUGCUGCUGUGUGGUUCAAUCAGUUGUAUUUUCUCAUUUUUGUACUGAGUAUUAAUAUUUUGAUUUAUGCCAAAAAAAGGAGGCAGGUAUCAAUUUCAGGAAUGAUGUUGCAAGCCUGUAAUCAUAUACUGGAAUCACAAUCACAAUCACAAUGUGGAUUUCUGCGACAGGGACUGAGUUAACCACACUAACUGAGAGGAGAAAAUAAUAAUAAAAUGGGGUGUGAAUGACACAACUAUAUUCAGGGGUGCACAACAAUAAAGCCUGAGGCCUGCUGUCCUCAGGGUGUUUUAUUCUGUAUACAGGCUGAUAAAUAAUAGUUCAUUGCUGUUCUCUAUAAGCUUGGUAUGUCGUCUUGUAUGAGUCAAUGUUGAAGUUGGAAAAUUGAUAGGCCACUAUGAUUUUGCAGGUUCUUCCACAGUCCUCAUCUCAAACAAAACUUUUCUCUGUAGCCUUAAAAUUAUGCUGUCAGUUAUUAGCAGAUGAAUAGUGUUGGCAUUUGAAAACUUAACUCUUCAAAUGUGGAAUUCCUUUCUUCCUGCUAUUUUAGUAAUAAAAGUGUUUCAACUAAAUUGUGAGAAAUGGAAUUGAGAGUCAGAUGAUCCAUGAUCUAAUGGAAUGAGCAGCCCUGAGGGUCUGAAUGGUUGGUUCAUUUUCCUAGUGUUACUAAACGGGUUAAUACUUCAGCUAAAAGGGUAAAAAAGAGAAAUUUAAGAUUGACACGUUGAGUGCUUGUAGGCUAAUUACCCACAGCAUAAUUUCAGGGCCUUGUGUAUAGCAGUAAAGAACAAGUCUAUUUAUUAGAUUGCCAUUGUUUUCUGAUGGAAGUCUAGUAAAAGAAUAUUUCUUUGUCCACAGCGGAAAACAUGUUUAUUUGUCUUCCUUUAAUUUUUUUUUCUCUUCAUCAACAUGGUUAAGGUGCAGGCGGUGCCUGUUGUGCUGUUGAAUGCUGGUUAUUACUGUUACUGUUUGCCAAGCAGCAACUCUGAAGAAAAAUAAAACACGACUCCCAGAUUUAUUGUCUUAUAUCCUUAGCAGCGUUUCGGAUGUGGUUUAGCACCUACUAAGGAAACUAAUAGAAAUAGUAAUUUUCAAAUAGGAAGACCUUUAAAAAUUGCCCAUUUUAACAUGGAGUGCAACCCCUUGCUAAUUUAUCUCAGGAUUGCCAACAGGAGACUUGAUCUUACACAGAAAUGAAUUUUAUUCAGGGAUAAACAGAUCUUAAUGGAGAUAGACUAGCACAUUAGAAGAAGCUGCUCUUACACAGAUCUUUAUCUUUAACCGACGUGACCAUUAAAAAACCCUCCAUUGUAGCAAAAAGAAACAAUAAUUAGCUUUUCUGCUGUUUUUUGUAAAGGUUAUUGUGACAAGGAACGUCUCUAAAACCAAUUACUUCUGUUGAGUUUGUACAAACUGUUCAAUUAAUAAGGACACAAGUUUUUUUUUGUAACAUUUUAACCAAAAUAUGUACUGGAAAUUGUCAACGCUAAGUCUUGCCUAUUCAGUUUUAUUACACUGCAAGGACUGCAGUGAUGUUAAGUGAAUCUGUGGGCAUUUUAGCCUAUGGUCUUGCCAGAUUUGAAAGUACAAUGCAUAUAUGUCUAUUUAUUCAUUACCUGUCAUAUAUUAUCUAUUUGGAAAAAAAUAAACUUGCUUUCAUAGUGCCUCUUGAGAAAGCACAAAUUUCUGCCUUUGGUGAAAUGAAGAAUAAUUGUGCUUUUGUAUUAUUGACAAUGUGAAUAUAAAAUUAACAUAUUGUAAAUGUUCUUUUUCAUGUGAAUCAACAUUCUAUCUGUAUUAUCACAAAGUGAUAAUUAUUUUUAAGUUAUGUGCAUUGUAAAGCCAUUA
This is a messenger RNA of Stegostoma tigrinum, 5813 nucleotides long. It is a transcript of the gene satb2, whose product is annotated as SATB homeobox 2. The coding region runs from base 977 to 3286 and encodes 769 amino acids. The transcript has 11 exons. The record is from RefSeq and is a predicted model, not a curated record. Lineage: Eukaryota; Metazoa; Chordata; Chondrichthyes; Orectolobiformes; Stegostomatidae. Gene Ontology annotation, biological process: regulation of transcription by RNA polymerase II; chromatin remodeling. Gene Ontology annotation, molecular function: RNA polymerase II cis-regulatory region sequence-specific DNA binding; DNA-binding transcription factor activity, RNA polymerase II-specific.